Molecule: messenger RNA, 795 nt
Organism: Cannabis sativa
Lineage: Eukaryota; Viridiplantae; Streptophyta; Magnoliopsida; Rosales; Cannabaceae
Product: norbelladine synthase
Exons: 2
Coding region: 87-560 (157 amino acids)
Biological process (GO): defense response; abscisic acid-activated signaling pathway
Cellular component (GO): nucleus; cytoplasm
Molecular function (GO): signaling receptor activity; protein phosphatase inhibitor activity; abscisic acid binding
Source: RefSeq, a predicted model, not a curated record
AACAAAUUAACAAUACCUACCAAGCCAUAUAUCCAACUUCAAAAGAAAAACAUCAACCUACAAAAUCAAAACCAAAGAAAAACAAAAUGGUGAGUGGGCAAGUUUUCCAUGAGUUGGAAGUGAAAGCAGCUGCAAACAAAGUUUGGGAGAUCUAUGGAAAUGCCCAAGAGCUGGGGAAACUUGUUGUGAACAACCUCAAAGGUUCAAUCCAGAAGAUUGAAGUUGUCGAAGGCGAUGGUGGUGUUGGCACUCUUAUCGAGUUCCAUUUUGCCCCGGAUGGUGAGUUUAAGUUCAAGAGUCACAAAGAAAAGUACACAAAGGUAGAUAAUGAGAAGAGGGUGAAGGAAGUAGAGGUUAUUGAAGGAGGAUACUUGGAGUUGGGGUUCACACUUUACAGAGUUAGAUUUGAGAUAAUUGAGAAAGAUGAAGGUUGCUCCAUUAUCAAGUCCACCAUUGAAUAUGACCUUAAGGAUGACUCUGUUCACAAUCUCCCUGCAGUCACUCUUGACCCUCUUGCUGCUAUAGCUCUUGCUGUUCAAAACCAAGUCACCAAAAAUUAAUAAUAUAUACUUAAAUAUCAUAUCAUAUUAAUAAAUAAAUUAUAUGAAUAACCAUUAUAUAGUUAUAUGGUGUUCUGAUCAAUUGUACUCUCAUACAACUAAAUUUCCUUUUUCAUUUUAUUGAGGGAUGCAAAGUUUAUCAUAAUUUUUUUAUGGUUUUGUAAUGUGUGGAAGGAGUUGUUUUCUCUCUAUGUUUUUAUGAAUAAAUAGAAUUUGUUCCCCCAAAUUAUAACUA